Molecule: messenger RNA, 5271 nt
Organism: Mugil cephalus (flathead mullet)
Lineage: Eukaryota; Metazoa; Chordata; Actinopteri; Mugiliformes; Mugilidae
Gene: kcnh1b
Product: potassium voltage-gated channel, subfamily H (eag-related), member 1b
Exons: 12
Coding region: 68-2959 (963 amino acids)
Biological process (GO): potassium ion transmembrane transport; regulation of membrane potential
Cellular component (GO): membrane
Molecular function (GO): delayed rectifier potassium channel activity
Source: RefSeq, a predicted model, not a curated record
GCUCGUGCUGCCUCCUCCUCAUCCUCUGCCUCGCGCUGCGGGAGGACUGCACGAGGACGGCGGCAGGAUGGCGGGAGGACGGCGGGGGCUCGUGGCCCCUCAGAACACCUUCCUGGAGAACAUCGUCCGCAGGUCCAACGUUUGGACUUUGUCUCGUAGGCAGACAGACACCAACUUUGUCCUGGGGAACGCUCAGAUCGUGGACUGGCCGAUCGUCUACAGCAACGACGGCUUCUGCAAGCUGUCCGGUUACCACCGAGCUGAGGUCAUGCAGAAGAGCAGCACCUGCAGCUUCAUGUACGGAGAGCUGACAGACAAGGACAUGACGGAGAAGGUCCGGCAGACCUUUGAGAACUACGAGAUGGGCUCCUUUGAGAUUCUGAUGUACAAGAAAAACCGGAUGCCAGUUUGGUUCUUUGUAAAAAUCGCUCCCAUCAGGAACGAGCAGGAUAAAGUCGUCCUGUUUCUCUGCACCUUCAGCGACAUCACGGCCUUCAAGCAGCCCAUCGAGGACGACUCUUCCAAAGGGUGGGGUAAAUUUGCCCGUCUGACUCGUGCGUUAACCAGCAGUCGAGGAGUUCUUCAGCAGCUGGCUCCAGCCGUCCAUAAAGGAGAGAACGUACACAAACAUUCACGACUGGCCGAAGUUCUCCAGCUGGGCUCAGAAAUCUUGCCUCAGUACAAACAGGAAACCCCGAAGACGCCCCCACACAUCAUUCUGCACUACUGCCUCUUCAAGACCACGUGGGACUGGGUCAUCCUCAUCCUCACCUUCUACACGGCCAUCAUGGUGCCCUACAACGUCUCGUUCAAGACAAAGCAGAACAAUGUGACCUGGUUGGUGGUGGACAGCAUUGUGGAUGUCAUCUUCCUCGUCGACAUUGUCCUCAACUUCCACACCACCUUUGUCGGUCCGGCUGGAGAGGUCAUCUCCGACCCAAAACUCAUCCGCAUGAACUACGUUAAGACCUGGUUCGUCAUCGACCUGCUGUCCUGUCUGCCUUACGAUGUCAUCAACGCCUUUGAGAAUGUGGAUGAGGGCAUCAGCAGCCUCUUCAGCUCCCUUAAAGUGGUCCGUCUGCUUCGUUUGGGCCGGGUAGCCAGGAAGCUGGACCACUACAUUGAGUACGGCGCUGCGGUGCUGGUUCUGCUGGUGUGUGUGUUCGGCCUGGCGGCCCAUUGGCUGGCCUGUAUCUGGUACAGCAUCGGAGACUACGAGGUUAUCGACGAGGACACCAACCGCGUGAGGACGGACAGCUGGCUGUACCUGCUGGGGGAGACGGUGGGGACGCCGUACCGCUUCAACGUGUCGGGGUCAGGACGCUGGGAGGGGGGGCCGACUAACGACUCGGUCUACAUCACCUCGCUCUACUUCACCAUGACCAGCCUGACCAGCAUCGGCUUCGGAAACAUCGCACCCAACACCAACGGGGAGAAGAUCUUUGCCGUGGCCAUGAUGAUGAUUGGAUCGCUGCUCUACGCCACCAUCUUCGGUAACGUCACCACCAUCUUCCAGCAGAUGUACGCCAACACCAACCGCUACCACGAGAUGCUCAACAGCGUCAGAGACUUCCUCAAACUCUACCAGGUCCCCAAAGGCCUGAGCGAGCGGGUCAUGGACUACAUCGUGUCCACCUGGUCCAUGUCCAGAGGCAUCGACACUGACAAGGUCCUGCAGAUUUGUCCCAAGGACAUGCGAGCGGACAUCUGCGUCCACCUCAACAGGAAGGUUUUUAAGGAGCACCCUGCCUUUCGCUUGGCCAGUGACGGCUGCCUCCGAGCCCUCGCCAUGGAGUUCCAGACCAUCCACUGCGCCCCCGGAGACCUGAUCUACCACGCCGGGGAGAGCGUGGACAGCCUCUGCUUCGUGGUGUCCGGGUCCCUGGAGGUCAUCCAGGACGACGAGGUGGUGGCCAUUUUAGGUAAGGGUGAUGUGUUUGGUGAUGUAUUCUGGAAGGAGAUGACGUUGGCUCAGUCCUGCGCUAACGUCCGGGCGCUGACCUACUGCGACCUCCACAUCAUCAAACGGGACGCGCUGCAGAAGGUCCUGGAGUUCUACUCCAACUUUGCAAACCACUUCGCCAGAAACCUGGUGCUCACCUACAACCUGAGGAAGAGGAUUGUGUUCAGGAAGAUCAGCGACGUCAAACGUGAGGAGGAGGAGAUGCUGAAGAGGAAGAACGAGGCUCCUCUGAACCUUCCUCCGGACCACCCGGUCCGACGACUCUUCCAGCGUUUUCGGCAGCAGAGGGAGGCCCGACUCGCUGCGGAGCGGGUCAGCCAGGGCCCCGGUGAUGUGGAGAAAGGUUCUGUUCAUGCAGAGCCUUCCAGAGGACCGGAGAUCCUGGCCUCCACCAGCAUCACCAUGUUGACUGAGAGCCCAGCCACGCCCACCACCUCCUCCACGUCCUCUUCCUCCAGGGCCUCCAGUCGAGUCAUGCUCAACACUCCCGUCACCCAAAACGGAAACCUGACAAGCUGCAAAUCUGCAGAGCCCCCCAAAGCCAAAGGCUGGGGGCGGUUCAAGGAGUCAGUGGUGAAAGCUGAGUCCUGGAGCAGCGUCUCCAAGGCCGAGUCCAUGGAGACGCUUCCUGAUAGAACUAAGUCUCACAACGAGGUGUCCCUCAAGAAAACCGACUCCUGCGACAGUGGCAUCACAAAGAGUGACCUCCGCUUAGACAACGUGGGCGAUGCCAGAACACCACAGGAGAGGAGUCCAGUCCAGUCCGACGAAAAGAGGGUCUUUUGUCCGAUACCGGAGCAGAGCCUACAAGCCUCCUUCCAGGAGCUGAAACAAGAACUAAGAGGAGACAUCAAAUCUCUGAACAGUCGCAUAGCAGCUCUGGAGACUCAGCUGGCAGAGAUGCUUCGACUUCUCAGAUCUAGAAAGUCGUCUGGCUCCUUUUUUGAGAUAUCUCGGCCUCCUUCCCCAGACUCUGAUAGGGACAGUGUUUCCUAAACUGGAUGCGGACUCAAUCAAAGUCAACCUACUGAGCCUCCAGAUACUGUAGCACAGUUCUUCCUGCUGUGUGGAUCUGAACAUGGCGGUGGAUGAAAUGACAGCAGCACUUUGAGUUAAAGACUGAAACCAGAAUGAGGACGAAGCUAAUUCUUACUCUUAAGAGUCUUGACAUUCACAACAGCACCUUCGGUCCUCAGGAGGUUUAAACCUUCAGACCUUCAUAUGAUAUUGGCAAUAAUAAGAGAUGGCUUUAAUGUUGUUGUUUUAAAUGUGACUUUGGCACUGUGAUGGAGGGGGAGACUGUGUUAAUCUAAGGGUCUGGUUUUACUGCAGCGAAGGUCCAGGUUCAGCCUGGUAGCACUUACCCCUGCAGGGCAUCAUAUCAAAGCGACACUCUGUGAUCACCGGUUAAUCAAAAGCCAGGAGGCUCCUGAACCAGAGAAACUUGGCUGAUUGUUCAGGUUAACUAGGGUUAUUAGGACAAAAACAGAGAAACUAUCAGAAUAUCUUCUCGUUGAUGCAAACUAAACACUGUGUGUGCAGACUUAGAGAGAACUCACUGGUGUUUGGAAUCGGUAGAGGAGCUCAGUGUUUCUGAUGUUCAUGUUUCAUUUGUGAACUGUUGAGUGACUCGUCUGGAUUUUUAGAUUGAUUUUAUAAAAUUGCAUGUCUCCAAGUUAAACAUAACGUAGUCUCUUUAACACAACUCCAAAUUCAAGCAGUCAUCUAGAAACUUCACUUUUAAAGAAUGCAUGUUUUAGAUGGUAACUCUGAAUCGUCCGAUGCCUGAAUGCAUCUGGACUCAAGUGGAAUAUGUAUUCGUAAGUUGCUAUACACAUAAAUAAGCCUUGAUUCAGAAAUGAUGUGAAAUGUGAAAUGAUAUACAUUUACUAAAAUGUCUGGCGGUGACAUCGAGCUUCUAAUACGUGUUCCAGGACUUCACAUGCAGUCUUACAGUAUUCUCAUUAUCACCAUUUUGCUAAUAGUCUGGUUUGAUUUAAAUAUGCAAAGGACCAGUGCAUAGGAGGUCAAGUGACUGGAGCUGUCUUGUCUGGUUGUGUCCUUUGUGCAGCAGCAGUUUCUAGAGAGUCUGGAGGCAGCGCCGCUCGUUUUCUUUGUGUGGAUAAAGGCUCACAUGUGUCUUCUUUUUCAUCUGGUAGUUUGCCAAAGCAAGAAGAGGCAGACACUUUGUUUCUGGUGGAUAUUUCAUGUAAAGAAUGCUUGUAGCCUGGAUAAGGCAAACCGCUGAGAUCUGACUGCGAUAAUCCACAUCCCACAUGGAAAUCAGCUCAUAUAUAAUGUGAGACGUCUGAAGGUUCUCAGUUCUCAGGUCAUGGUAUAUUUAAGUGUUAAAGAUGUUUCUGGAUUUAUGAUGGAUUAUGUGUGUCUGCCAUAUUUUCAUUUUUUUCUGCUUUGAGCAAUAAGAGGGUGAAGGUAAGUCUGUCUCAUUAUGGCCUCACCUCGGGACUCAUGAAGUUAACGUUACUGAUGCUGGGGGGCCCAUCCACACUGCAGCCUGACCUCUUUACUCCAUGUUAGUUAAUGAACAGCUGUAUCUGAGGAGAUCUCAGUGCUUAUUUAAGGGUUCAUUGUGUGGAGUGAGUGGUCAUCUGUUUUGUGACUGCUCAUUAAUUUGUGGUAAAAGACUCCAUGGACCUAAUGCACUUGGUUCUGCCGUUAUAAGAGUAGAUGUAUCGGCCGGUGGGUCACAUGUGUUCACACUGGAAACAAACCUGUAUGAGGCAGUGGUGAGUGCUCCUUAGCCGGGAGAAACUCUCCAGAUCUACAACCAAUGAAAAAGCACCACCAAUGAAGUUCAUAGACGAUAAGACUGUACUUAUUAACAUUUGACCACGGGGGCAGAAAGACCCAAAGUUAUCAUGUAUUUUAGUCUAAAAAGAGAGAGGCCAGUGUUUUGUCAGUCAGUGCCUCCAUGGGGAGAAACAAACGUUUACUCAGACUUUUGUUGUCAUGUUGUUAGCUUUCGUUAGCUUGGUGUGUGGCUGCUAUUCCUUGGUAAUAAUUCAUCCCUCUCGUAGUUGUGUUACUACGUCUCGUCCACAGAACAAACAUGAUGAACAAAGCCUUGAGUAAACAGGAAAACAGGAGCUUUUAUUGUGGUCAUGUCUGCUCGCUGUUUGUUCACUCCUGUUGAAUGUGGGCGGAUCAUGGGGAAGUGUCCGCGGGGAGGACACUGAGCCAGUGAUGGACCAACAUGUGAGUGAAUGAGAAACACUGUGGAGCUCUCUGAAAACUGCCAAGAUAGAAAAUGACUGUGAUGGAGCAGGUGUAAUGUCCUGUUCAGCCGG